AUGGCGAAGCGCAAGAGCACGCCCCGAACUAGGUCGGGCUGUCGAACAUGCAAGGUUCGGCGGGUUAAAUGCGAUGAACAAAGGCCGUCAUGUCGUCGGUGUCUGGAUACCGGCAGGGCCUGUGACGGCUAUGGCAUCUGGGGCCAGCCCAAGUCAACGAGACUACUUCCCUCCCCGGUCUAUCCCCUGCGGACUCUUCCUGGCCUCGCUGAGGAGGAGAGGCGCUGCCUGGACCGCUUCCGUGUCCUGCUGACGGACAAACUCACUCGACCAUUCGGGUCCCAUUUCUGGAGCUCACUCGUCCUCCAGCUGUCAGUGUCGGAGCCAGCAGUGCUGCAUGCCUCGAUAGCCUUAACCUCUGCCUACGAUUCGUUCGCCCUGGCGCAGAUACGGGAGAACGUGGCCAUGGUGGCACCGGCGCCCUUCCUGCUAAGGCAGUACAACUAUGCCAUCCGAGCCCUACUCACCAACGGAGCCCUGGAGAGCGCCACAUCCGUACGUGUGGCGACUGUCUCGUGUAUUCUCUUCAUCUGCCUGGAGAUUCUGCGCGGCAAUCUGGACGCCAUGAAAGUCCAUUUUGCGGCAGGGAUCAGACUGCUGUACCAACUACAGCGUCAGAGCCACAGAUCGGCGGCAACCACUGGUACAGUUCUUGUCAAGCAUGAUCCUGAGCUAUUUGACGACCAUAUUAUUGAGGUUUUCGCAAGACUGAACCUCCAAUUCCUUAUGCUAGGGCAUGGCCCCCAGCAGAAAGAAUCAUUCGUGCCCUCUUUCCGGUACGGCCGGGCUUCCUAUCUUCCGCGUCGCUUCUCUGCGGCCGACGAGGCUCGUCAAGCCCUAAGUCCCAUUCUCCUUUCGGUCAUGCAUCUCGUCAUGCAAGUCGAGCGUCUUACUCGAAGCACCCACGCACACCCACCGUCGCCGAGCGCAGUCAUGCUCGAGGAGCAGAAAUCCCUCCAAGCUGCGGUGGAGGACUGGAUUGCAAGCUAUGAUAACUCAAUACAAUCUGCGUUUGCGUCCGUAGCACGGCAGCACAGGCUUGCUUUGCUGAUGCUCCGGACAUACGCCGACGUGGCCAUAAUCCUCCUGUCCACCUGCUUUACCGUCAAAGAGACGGCCUAUGAUGCGCAUCUCCACGUUUUCAAGUCCAUCAUCCAGCGGUACAGCGACGUCCACAGCACCGACUGCCCUCUUCAAUCGGACACGUGCGAAGUCGAUCCAACAUUCAUGAUAGAUAGUGGUCUAUUCCCGCCACUCUACUUUACAGCCUUGAAGUGUCGUAAUCACGCCACACGCCACCAGGCUCUCGCUAUUCUUCGUCAAUAUGUCCAUAUGGAGGGCCCCUGGACGGGGCCAAUGUUGGCCAGAGUGGCGGGGCAUGUGGUCAAUCUUGAAGAAAGGCAUUUUGGCGACAUCUUGGCCAAAGCCACGAUGUCAACUACAGUUUCCACGGUCCUUCCUGAGUUCAGUCGGAUCCAUUGUGUCGAGUGCAAGCUACCAGCCCAACGGCAUCAGGGAUCCAAUAUCGCCUCUUUGAUCCUGCGGCGCUUCCGGCAUGAGCUGGGUAGUGCAGCGAGUUGGUGGAUAGACAAAUGCACCAUUGAUCUAUCUUCCUAG
This is a messenger RNA of Aspergillus nidulans FGSC A4, 1617 nucleotides long. Its product is annotated as Zn(II)2Cys6 transcription factor. Gene Ontology annotation, molecular function: zinc ion binding; DNA-binding transcription factor activity, RNA polymerase II-specific; DNA binding. Gene Ontology annotation, biological process: regulation of DNA-templated transcription; DNA-templated transcription. NCBI's taxonomy places the organism in Eukaryota, Fungi, Ascomycota, Eurotiomycetes, Eurotiales, Aspergillaceae. Gene Ontology annotation, cellular component: nucleus. The record is from RefSeq and is a predicted model, not a curated record. The transcript has a single exon. The coding region runs from base 1 to 1617 and encodes 538 amino acids.